Molecule: messenger RNA, 743 nt
Organism: Manduca sexta (tobacco hornworm)
Lineage: Eukaryota; Metazoa; Arthropoda; Insecta; Lepidoptera; Sphingidae
Product: coiled-coil-helix-coiled-coil-helix domain-containing protein 10, mitochondrial
Exons: 5
Coding region: 278-688 (136 amino acids)
Biological process (GO): mitochondrion organization
Cellular component (GO): mitochondrion; nucleus
Source: RefSeq, a predicted model, not a curated record
UUAUUAUUUGACCUCUUUGAAAAAAAUGUUGUAAUAAAAAAUAUGUCAAUCGUGACAAAUAAAAUUUUAAAUACAAAAUUUAUUCGGAAAUUUAAUACCUGUAUAUUACUUUGGAUUUAAAAAUUUUAUUGAAUUGAUUGAUUAUUAUUUUGGGAAAAAUAUAAUAAAAAUUAUGUGGUAUAAACUAUAACAAUAGCAUGUCACGCAGCCGCAGCAGAAGUGGAAGGCCUAAUGCCAACUCGAUUUGAAGCCAGAACCAAAAUAUAAUAUACAAAAAAUGUGUAGUCGGUGUGGAAGCAGCAGCCCACCACAAAGUGGAAGCCCCCGGACAGGAUAUUCGCGUAGGAACCAGCAUGCCCCGGCGCACCCGGCCACUGUGAUAGUGACUCCAGUGCCGCGCCGCUCCGUUUUCAGAGAUGCUGCUGCGGUGGCUGGAGGAGUAACCGUUGGGACGACUGUGGGCCAUUUAGCUGGAGAGGCUAUAUCAAGUUUGUUUAGCGGGCGGCGUGGAGAAGAGGUAGUGCAAGCAUUGCCUCGUAAUUACGACCCUAACGCCGAACCCUCAGGUCCUUGCGCGUACGAGAUCUCACAGUUUCUGCAGUGUGCCACCAGCCACGAUAACUUGCAGGAGUGCCAAGCCUUCAAUGAUGCACUCAGAGAAUGCAAAAAGCGUAAUAGGCUGCCAUGACUAUAACGGUUUAAAAUUUCUUAUGACAAAAUAAAAAUAAUCUAACACAAAGACG